UGGGGACGGGAGGAAGGAGCGGAGCCUCCCCCCGGGGUGGCUAGCGCAGCUCCGCCGCCGGCCCAUGCCUGUGCGUCUGCAGUGAGCGCGGCGCGGGGGGCGGACAGCCGCGGGCCGGCCGGGCCAUGUCGGAGACGGAGAGCGGAGCCGCAGAUGCAGUUUCCACAUCUGCUUACUCAUCACCAGCCAAAAGUUUGGGAGACCCUGGAAUAACUCCACUGUCUCCGUCACAUAUUGUGAAGGACUCUGAUGCAGAUGAUGCUGUGGAACAGUUAUUUCUUGUUGUUGUGGCUAUUGAUUUUGGCACAACAUCCAGUGGCUACGCCUACAGCUUCACCAAGGAACCGGAAUGUAUCCAUGUAAUGAGACGAUGGGAAGGUGGAGAUCCAGGUGUAUCCAGUCAGAAGACACCAACCACUAUCCUCCUAACACCGGAGAGAAAGUUCCAUAGCUUUGGUUAUGCAGCAAGAGAUUUCUACCAUGACUUGGAUCCCACUGAAUCAAAGCACUGGUUGUAUUUUGAAAAGUUUAAGAUGAAGCUACAUACCACUGGUAAUCUCACCAUGGAGACAGACCUGACAGCUGCAAAUGGCAAAAAAGUCAAAGCACUUGAGAUAUUUGCUUAUGCUCUGCAGUUCUUUAAGGAACAGGCAUUAAAGGAGCUCAGUGACCAAGGAGGCUCGGACUUUGAAAACACUGAAGUAAGAUGGGUCAUUACAGUGCCUGCUAUUUGGAAGCAGCCUGCAAAGCAGUUUAUGAGACAAGCUGCCUACAAGGCAGGAAUGGCAUCUCCUGAAAAUCCCGAGCAGCUGAUCAUUGCCCUGGAACCUGAGGCUGCCUCCAUCUACUGCCGAAAGCUCCGCCUGCACCAGAUGAUAGACCUGAGUAGCAGGGCGCCUGUCAAUGGUUAUAGCCCCAGUGACACUAUUGGAACUGGAUUUACACAGGCUAAGGAACACAUCCGUCGGAAUCGACAGAGUCGGACCUUUUUGGUGGAGAAUGUCAUAGGAGAGAUCUGGUCCGAACUGGAAGAAGGUGACCGUUACAUCGUUGUUGACAGUGGAGGAGGCACAGUGGAUAUGACUGUCCAUCAGAUCAGGCUCCCUGAAGGACACCUUAAGGAGCUAUACAAGGCAACAGGUGGGCCAUACGGGUCUCUAGGUGUGGACUAUGAAUUUGAAAAGCUCCUUUGUAAAAUAUUUGGAGAAGAUUUUAUCGAGCAAUUUAAAAUCAAGCGUCCUGCUGCCUGGGUAGAUCUGAUGAUAGCGUUUGAGUCCCGUAAACGGGCGGCAGCUCCAGACAGGACCAAUCCACUCAACAUCACUCUGCCUUUCUCCUUCAUUGACUAUUACAAGAAGUUUCGAGGUCACAGUGUAGAACAUGCCUUGAGGAAAAGCAAUGUGGACUUUGUGAAGUGGUCUUCCCAGGGAAUGCUGAGGAUGAGCCCGGAUGCAAUGAAUGCUCUUUUCAAACCCACAAUUGACCAGAUUGUUCAGCACCUCAGUGACGUCUUUGAUAAGCCAGAAGUGACCAAUGUCAAGUUUCUGUUCCUGGUGGGUGGCUUUGCUGAAUCUCCCUUACUCCAACAAGCUGUCCAGAGCGCUUUUGGUUCGAGAUGUCGAGUCAUCAUUCCUCAGGAUGUGGGACUCACUAUCCUCAAAGGAGCUGUUCUCUUUGGCCUAGACCCUGCUGUCAUCAAAGUGCGACGCUCACCUCUCACCUAUGGCGUGGGUGUGCUCAAUCGCUACGUGGAAGGGAAGCAUCCACCAGAGAAGCUGCUCAUCAAAGACGGCACACGCUGGUGCACUGAUGUCUUUGACAAAUUUAUCUCAGCCGACCAAUCCGUAGCCCUUGGAGAAACUGUGACACGCAGUUACACACCCGCCAAGCCUUCUCAGUUAGUAAUAGUGAUCAAUAUCUAUAGCUCGGAACAAGAUAACGUGAGCUUCAUCACCGAGGCCGGAGUGAAGAAGUGCGGCACCCUUCGCUUGGAUCUCACGGGGACUGAUGCUUCGGUGCCAAACCGACGGGAGAUCAAAACACUUAUGCAGUUUGGGGACACUGAAAUCAAAGCCAUGGCCAUCGAUGUUGCCACCUCUAAAAGUGUCAAAGUUGGUAUUGAUUUCUUAAACUACUAGCAGCCCGUUCUCCCCACUGCUGCCUGUUUGUGAGACUGUUCUUCCACUGUUCCAUUUUUUGUCGUUCAUGUAUCACGUAAUCAACUUGAAUUUCAGCAGGCUAUGUGAGAACAGCUAGCAAGGUGGGCUAUGUCAUGUUUGUGCCAUUUGAUGACCAAAGGCUGGAUUUUGAAAGACCCUUAAAAAGUUUUGGGAGCAAAAGUUAACAGAGGUAGUAAAAGUUCCUGAGUUACCCAAGCAUGCUUAAAGGUCUACAUUUAUUAAGUAACUGCUGAUUAUUGUUGGGUCCUGAAGAUUAGUUAAAAACAUGUAAGGGGGUAAUCUCUUUGCCUUUUUCUUCUUCCUCCCAAGAAAACCUCACUAGCCUGUGUGACUGUUGUAGGGGGACGAAUCUGCGUGGAUUGUCUGUUUAAACAGCACCAUCCUCUGGCAACGAGAACAAUUUUGUAUUCUAUAGUAUUCUUUUGUUCUUUGAUUUUGCCCUGUGCUUUCACACUUUAAGUGCUGAAAAUCAAUGACUUAAAGAAAUGGGAACUAAGUUUCUUAAAUUCUGAGAUCUUACUGAAAGAAAAUCUUCAGAAAUCCUUAAAGUUAAAUUUAGGAAAUGCUUAUAUAUUUUAGGAGCCUGGUAUCAAUUGCUCUGGUUUGAAAACAAGGCCCUUAUUGUCAAAGCCCUCAGAACAAGCUGGUGGAUUAAAUAGCUAGCAUUGCUCUCAGUACACUUUGGAAUACUAUUAAGAAUAAAACUAUUUCCCUUUUGGACACUAAACGUAUCUUAUUAGUCUCCAUCUGAAAUUGUAAAAUCACAGAAUAGUUGAGGUUGGAGACGACAUCCAACGAGUAUCUGACAACCUCAACUCUAAGCAGUGUCAACCAGGGCAGGAUGCUUUGUCCAGUUUUGAGCAUUUCCAAAGAUGGAGUUGCCUAAACUCUGGGCAAACCUGUUCCAGUAUUUGACAUCUCUCACCGCAAAAAGGUUUUUUGUCAUGUUUAAAAGGAGUUUAUUGAGUUUCAAUUUGUAGCCAUUGCCUCCUGUUCCUUCGCUGGAUACCUCUGAGAAGUCUGGCUCCAUCUUCUCUGUUGUCUCUGUCAGGCAUUUAUACACAUCCCUAUCUUCCCUGAACCUUCUUGAGUCGAACAGUCUCAACUCUCUCAGCCUCUCCUCACAUGACUGAUACUGCAGACCCUGAAUCAUGUUCGUGACCCUUUCCUGGUCUCAGCAUGGUAUCUCCUUCUUGUACUGAGUAGCACAGAACUGGACCUGGCACUCCAGAUGCAGUCUCACCAGGGCUGGAUGAAGGGGAGUCAUUGCUUGACCUUCUGGCAAUGCUCUUCCUAAUGCAGCCCAUGAGGCCUGUUGACAUUUUUUGCUGUAAGGACACAUUGCUGACUCCCCUCAGCUUUAUGUCUACCAAGGUUCCAAGGUCUUGUUCUGCAAAGCUGCUUCCCAGCCAGUUGACCCUCUGAAGGUACUAGUGCUUGGGGUUAUUCCUCCCCAGGUUCAGGAUUUCACACCUCCCUUUGUUGAACUUCAUGAGGUUCCUGUCUGCACAUUUCUCCAGCCUGUUGAGGUCCCUCUGACCCAUCUGGUUUAUCAAGCACUUCUCCAAGUGAUUCUGUUUCUUUUCUUAAUCUCUCUGUUAAGAUUUGGAAGUAUAGUUAGAUGGUCCUUGUCCAGGAUACUUAGAGAAAAUGCCCAGAUCAAAAGUCCUGCACUGUAUUUUGAGUAGCAAGUAUUUUAAUUGUGUAAAAUCUCUUUCUGGAUGGAGUUGUAUGGCCAGCAAAGUGGAAGGCAGAAGCCACGAGAAUGAAACUCCAAAUAGCAUUAAAUAAAGCAUUCCUUAUAUGGCUCUGAGCACACAAUCCUAAUGCAGGUGAAAUAAAAGGAUGCUCAUGGUGGCAUCUUGUUUUCCAAAUUAUAACUUUCUGGAUUUUUUUCUUAAUCACAUUGACCAGGGAAGGUUUAUUUUCUGCAACUGGAACAGUUUCUGUUUUGCAAAACACUACAGGUGGAUAACUCCUGAAACCUACAAUCUGUAUCUGCCAUGAGUUGGCAACUUCAGAUUCAAAUGCAAAUCCCACUUGGAUUUGGCAGAAUGAUACUAACCCCCAGAGUCACCCUCAACUGCUGGCACUUCCAGAACAUCUAUACAGAGCUGCCUGAUUACCUGCUGGAAUUCAUUACACUUUUAAAACUUUACAGUUGUUAAUCGUUCAACUAAGUGUUCCCCUCUGAUACACUGAGCAUGAGUUAAAUCCACGACUGACACUUGUGGGAAAUGAAAGCUUUACCAAUUAUUUCACUAAUUUAUGUUCCAAUCCUGCACUUCAGCUUUGUGUGGUUAGCCUGGAGUUUUGCCGCAGUAACGAGCUGCAGAACCGAUCUGCUGCAUUUUGCCAUUGAGUUUUCUGUGUCUCCUGCAGAAUUCCCUGGUUGAAUGUGAAAUCUGUUCUGCAUUCAGCUUAAAAAAAAAGGGGGAAAAAAAAAGGACUCUGGAGAAUGCUAGUCACAGUAUCUGGCUGGAUACUUUCUAUAAUUACAAAGUGUGCUUGCUAGCAUUCAAUUUCCUACUGCCUGCUAAAUGCUUUAAAAGCUAAAUACUGGGAGGUUUUUUUGUGUGUUGCUUUCCAUGGUUUACAAACAAGAGAAACUUUAAGAUGAGUUAUGAACAAUAUAAUUUUAUGUAUAUACAAUAUUUAAAUAUUGUACAGACUCUUUCUUUCUACAGUGCUAUUUUCUUGUAUAAAAAUGCUCUUUGCCUCUGUUGAUUUCAUUCAGCUGCUAAUUUUAAAUAACAUAGUUUCUCAAUCAGCUUCUGUAAUUAUAGGCUUUUAAAGAUGGUAAGAUAUGAAAUGUAAAAGGCUGAUCUUAUAAUAAUAGGCAAGAAAUGUUGAUGUGUCAGAGAAUACAACAUUCUUCCUGCAACGCAAAUCGUACCAGUGAAGCAUCUUACACAGAUGCGUUAGUGUGUUGCUGGGAUUUUCAUUUCUUUGUUUCAGACAGUGACCAUUCCUUCUCCAGCAGUUCAUCAUAAUAAUGGAUGAAUCCUCCUGUAAAACCAAGUUAAAAAUGAGAUUGUAUGAUCUGGAUAUACAGCUUCUUCACUAGGUUUUCAGGUUUUAUUAAGGAUCUUCUCUAGUUUAAUAAAAAACCGAACACAAAACUACCUUCCAAAGCCAGGCAACGCCAAUGUAUUGUAGCUACAGGUAAGACUCAGUCUCUGUCUACCACUACCAACCUACCAAAAGACAAAAUUCCUAAAUUAGAAUAGGCUUUGGCAUCUUUGCAUCCUGUGUUAAACUGAAUCAGUCAAGUUCUGCACAGAUUGGUUUGCAGUGGCCUUAAGUUAACAUGGAUUUUGAUCUAAUAAAUGACUACAACUUCCUCUUCUCCCCCUCUGAAAAGGAGGUGAACUGCAAGAUCAGGUAGCCUGUGAUUUUUCUGCCAAUUUCAGCCUGUCUGCAGGGAAUGCUAAAGGUAGUUUCUGCAGGGAAUGCUAAAGGUAGUUUCUGCAGCUCCUCUGAAGCAUUAUGUCCCUGCACAGUAGCAAUUCUCUACCCUUUCUUGUUUGCUUUUUUUGUAAGAUCCCAUCUGGAUCCAAGCAGGGGUUUGUUGCUGAAAUCACUCUAACUGUAAAAUGUGGCUUGCAUAUUUCUGCACGUCUUCAUUCAGUCUGAUGAGAGCACCGUCAAGCUUAUCUUUGCAGAGCACUGAACAAACUCCCAGCUGUCCUUGUUGCCCUUUUAAAAUCUGAGAAUGGAAAAUUAGCUUGUUUCUCUAAGGGAUUAGAAUUGUUAAGUAGAAUAUUAUGCUGUGGUCUGUAGUCUAUAACCCAGUUAAACAACUUUACAUGUAAGUGGCAUGUGGAUGCCCACAGUGAUAAAGGCUGUUAGGCUGUAAAAUUAAUAUGAAAUUUAUUAGGAAAUGAGUAAUUUUUAGAAUAGUUCUGAUGCUUUUGCAGGAGAUGCCCUGCAGAGCAUUUUUUUGGUAGCGGUUUCAGAUGACAUUGUGCAACUUAACAUUGAAAAGGCAAGGCCUGCUGCCGUUUGGGAAGCAGAAGUUACGCUUUAAGCAGCAACUUGCAAGUUUGGGUCCAAGUUACUUAACUCCAUGCUGAAAGUUAGCAGCUAAUUGUGAUGGAAUGAUGAAUUGUGCUAGAAUAUGAUAAGUGUGCAGUGAUGAUUUUAAGACAGUUUACAUUGGUAUGACUAUACCAAAAUUUAUAUACAGGAGUUUUAAUGCAUUAUUAUGAGAAGGCUAAUUAUAUAUUGCAGAGAUUUAAUCGCCAAGAUAAGCUGCAUAUUUAUGAUAUGAAGUGGCUUAAGCGGAUGAAUAGUAUAAAAGUUGUUGGGCAUAACGUCACAGUACUCACCUGCUUGAAAUAGACUUAAACUAUAUUCUAAACCCAACCAUUGUGGUCUUGUUCACCUCUGUGCCAGAUAAAUGCAGAUUUCACUGAUGUUUGGAGCUGUUCGCAACUUGUCUGGAUUGUAUCUUGAGUGUUCUUGUGUCUUCAAUCAUGUCAAAUAAAAUACCCUAAAACUUAA
Molecule: messenger RNA, 6686 nt
Organism: Colius striatus (speckled mousebird)
Lineage: Eukaryota; Metazoa; Chordata; Aves; Coliiformes; Coliidae
Gene: HSPA12A
Product: heat shock protein family A (Hsp70) member 12A
Exons: 12
Coding region: 126-2138 (670 amino acids)
Source: RefSeq, a predicted model, not a curated record